This is a messenger RNA of Miscanthus lutarioriparius, 318 nucleotides long. NCBI's taxonomy places the organism in Eukaryota, Viridiplantae, Streptophyta, Magnoliopsida, Poales, Poaceae. The record is from the annotation of a GenBank genome assembly.
AUGGUGUGCUCCACACGACCACUCCUCAACCAAGUUGAAAUGGAAGAAGUUGCACUGAGAAGCAUUAAUAAGCUAUGGUUUCUACAAUGCCCAGAAUUGAAGUGCCUCCCUCAUGGCAUUGAGUAUCUUAAGGCCCUAGAGCAAUUACGAUUGGUAGAUGCUGCAGAUGAGCUUAUAGAAAUGCUUGAGCAGGAAUGUGACGCAAAUGAAGAACUUAUAAAGAUUAGUCACAUCAGAAUGGUUACUGUUGAAUCAACCGAGGAUAAUUUUUGGCGAAGAAUUAUUGUCCCCAUAAGAGUAAAUGGAUUAGCUGGUUGA